UUGUUAAUAUUAUUAAUACAAGAGCACGUGUAAUGAUGACAGUAUUAUAAAUUAAUCGAAUGUUGAUUUCGAAUUAUUCACAGCAUCAGCUAAAAUGUGUGAAAAUCAAGUGGAUUUAGGUUUUUUGGAUAAAUGUGAACCAUGGCUAUUGGUGAAUACAUUUUUUCCAAGCAAAGUUGGCGGUCGACCAGCGUGGUUAGAUGUUGAAUCAAUACCAUCUAACGAUAGACUGAAAUGUUCCGAAUGCGAAAAACAACUUACAUUUUUAUGCCAAGUAUAUGCUCCACUCGACGAAUAUGAUAUUUGCUUUCAUCGAACGCUAUAUGUAUUUAUUUGCACCGAUGCACUUUGCUGGAAACCGAAUACAUCAAAAACCAUCAAAGUGUUCCGAUGCCAAUUGCCUAAAGUAAAUAAAUAUUACGAACCGACACCUCCAAACGAAGACGUUCCAACGGAUGAAGUGAUUACUUCGGUGAAAUUAUGUCAAGUUUGUGGUUGUCGUGGUCCAUUGAGCUGUGGCGCAUGUAAAUCAACUAAUUAUUGUAGCAAAGAGCAUCAAAAAAUUGACUGGACCUUGGGCGAACAUAAGACGGUGUGUGAGAAAAAUGCAAAGCAAUCGUAUAGCAAUAAUGAAAAGCACAAAUAUUUAUUGGAAGAAUUUGAUCUGGUCACUGAACCAGAAGAAAUUACCGAUUCAGAUGAUGCGGAAAGUGAACAAGAUCAAGAAAUCCGUCGCAUGAAAGAUUAUGAUGAAUUCAUGAAAAAACAUAAAGAACAAACAAAGGACGAUGAGCUGGCCAACGUUCCCGAUGAAGAAUUUGAAAAGUACACAAAUCAAAUUGAUGACGAUAAAGAUUUCGAUAAGUUUAAAAAACGCAUUGCUUCCGAUCCAGAUCAAGUGAUUCGCUUUGAUCGAGCAGGCAGUCCAUUGUGGAUUACAAGCAAGAAUAAGCCGAAAAUCAGUGAUAUACCUGCAUGUGAACUGUGUAAUGCGCCAAGAAUAUAUGAAUUUCAAAUUAUGCCACAGCUGUUGAAUUCGUUUAAGGAAUUAAACGUUGAUUGGGGGAUUUUGGCUAUUUACACAUGCAAACAAAGUUGCAACACAAAUGGAAAUUAUGUCGAUGAAUAUUGUUACAAACAGGAUAUUUGUGAAGAUAAAUAAACAUUUUAUUUACACAAAUGAA
This is a messenger RNA of Contarinia nasturtii (swede midge), 1184 nucleotides long. RefSeq names its product programmed cell death protein 2 (gene Zfrp8). Bases 95 to 1162 code for a protein of 355 amino acids. The record is from RefSeq and is a predicted model, not a curated record. Gene Ontology annotation, cellular component: nucleus; cytoplasm. The transcript has 4 exons. NCBI's taxonomy places the organism in Eukaryota, Metazoa, Arthropoda, Insecta, Diptera, Cecidomyiidae.